ACAUUCAGUAAUCUGACACCGCCGCUGGCUCAAAACAUCUAAACCGAAGGAAGAACCCGCAACUUCAUUGGCAGAAAUAGUCGGAGAGAACAGGCGAGAGAGACCGAACGGAGACGAAAACCGAGUGCGCAAAUAACUCGUGGCGGCGGCGGGUGCCUGCGUUUCCUAAUAGGUGUCCGUUUCAAAUAAUAUCAAAGCAAGAAGUUUCACUUUCCACAGGCGGAUGGGUGACUAUCGCUCUCUGCGGCGCUUUGUGAGGAGGAGAUGAUGAAGAAUUUCAGCAACAGUCCCCUUCACAAUAACCAGGCUCCAAACCACAUUAGAGAUUGGAACAACAAAAAGUUCGGUUUUCUCUCGGCGGUUCUGUUGCGUUUUUCCCUGCGAGGUUAUGGUUUUUGCAUGGCUAGUCUAUUCAUCUUCUGUUUUGGGUCUCUGUUUUACCAGUUGAACGGAGGACCCCCCAACAUUCUCCUGGACAUCCGACAGUAUCUCGGAGAAUCCACAUAUCUCGAUGACCACGGACCCCCAGCUCCCCGUGUGCUGCCAUUCCCCAGUCAGGUGGUGUAUAAUCGUGUGGGGAAGUGUGGCAGCAGGACGGUAGUCAUCCUACUAAGGUUAUUGGCAGAGAGACAUCAGUUCAACCUGGUCUCCUCAGACAUCCACAACAAGACACGCCUCACCAAACAUGAACAGGUGGACCUUAUGAGGAACAUCAGCAACAUCCCCCAGCCUUUCCUGUACACCAGACAUGUCCACUUUCUCAACUUCACCCGGUUCAGGAUAGAGCAGCCCGUCUACAUCAACAUCAUACGGGACCCCAUUAACCGUUUCCUCUCCAACUACUUCUUCCGACGUUUCGGGGACUGGAGGGGGGAGCAGAAUCACCUCAUCCGAACACCAGGGAUGAAAGGUGACGAGAGAUACCUGGACAUCAAUGUGUGCAUCCUGGAGAAUUACCCAGAAUGCUCCAACCCCAGACUCUUCUACAUCAUCCCAUAUUUCUGUGGACAGCACCCCCAGUGCAGGGAGCCGGGACAAUGGGCACUGGAGAGGGCCAAACAGAACGUUCUAGAGAACUUCCUUAUCGUGGGGAUCCUAGAGGAGCUGGAAGAUGUCCUGCUUCUUCUAGAGAGACUGUUACCUCACUACUUUACUGACGUACUCAACAUCUACAAGAGCCCAGACUACAGGAAGAUGGGGAACAUGACUGGUACGGUGCGUAAACACACGCCCACUCUGGAGGCCCUUCAGGUUCUGUACCACCGCAUGCGCUACGAGUACGACUUCUACAACUUCAUCCGAGACCAGUUCCACUUGAUGAAGAAGAAGAUUGGCCUCAAGUCGGUCUCCCGAUCACCUUCCCACCAGGCCUCCUUCCUAAGAGACCUCUCCCUCCGAACGCCAGAGCCCCUGGAUGAAGACGAGGAGCUGGAGACCGACCUGGAGGACGCCAACAGCUGGUUGGUCCAGCCCUGACCAAUGCCGUGGUGACUGGGGACUUUACUUGCGUCUGGUUGGCUGGAGGUGGCAUGAUAAAGGGGCGGGGGAUGUGCCCUGUCUGUCAGCAUUCCCAAGAGGACGAUUGGUUGGGGGUGUGUGGAUCCUGAUGCCUGUGUUUUUACGGGCUACAUAUUCCGUUCAUCUCGGACUCUCUACUCAUUGCUGAGAACCUUAGGACUGGGCUCUGACUCUCUGCUACCACUGAGGACCUUGGGAGUGGGCUCUGACUCUCUGCUACCACUGAGGACCUUGGGAGUGGGCUCUGACUCUCUGCUACCACUGAGGACCUUGGGAGUGGGCUCUGACUCUCUGCUACCACUGAGGACCUUGGGAGUGGGCUCGGACUCUCUGCUCACCGCUGAGGACCUUGGGAGUGGGCUCGGACUCUCUGCUCACCGCUGAGGACCUUGGGAGUGGGCUCGGACUCUCUGCUCACCGCUGAGGACCUUGGGAGUGGGCUCGGACUCUCUGCUCACCGCAAAGGACCUUGGGAGUGGGCUCGGACUCUCUGCUCACUGCUGAGGACCUUGGGAGUGGGCUCGGACUCUGCUCACCGCUGAGGACCUUCGUUGUGGGUGGAUGGAUGGAUGGAUGGACGAACCGCUAUAUUUAAAGAUUGACUAGAAUAAUGGGUGGGGGGUUACUUUAAAAAGCUCACUUUGCUUGUUUUAUUUUUGUUUUGUUGGUUUGAGGGCGUCCUAUUUGGGGUAUCUCCGGGUGAGAUAAGACAAAAGGGAUUUGGACCUAUGAACUCAUUAAGAAACAUUUUACAUGUUGAGGGGAGGGCUGCAUCUUAGGAUCAGGAAAAAUUCAAAGACACCAACAUAGGUGCAGGGAUGAUGGGGGGGAAGGAGCGUGUUGAGGUGUGAGAGAGCAGGGACGAGACGGGGAUGAAAUUGUAGGGGUUGUGUGUAACAGGUCUACUUUUAGUGCUUGACCACUCCGUCUCUCCCUGUCUCUCCCAGCCUCCUUUUCUCUCCCUUUCUUUUCCCCUUAUUUUCUCUCCCUCACACUCUGCCUGUUUUAAGGGCCCUUGUUUUCAAAGUGUGAUUCAAAGUGCCAAACCGUCAAAUGGUGUGUCAUAGUCAUAAACUUCUCUAAGUGCCAAACCUAACCAAGUGGGGUCAGACACCUUCUGUUCCUAGAAACCCUGUUUGGGAGGAUCCUCUGAUCACAGUGGGAGUGGGAGUGGGAGUGGGAGUGGGAGUGGGAGUGGGGGGCCCAAAUGUGAUAGUGUCUAUGCAUGACAGAAUCAGUUUACUUUGUUUAAUAGAUGUCGAUAUGAUGAAAGGGUCAAAUGGCAGGAAGAGCACUCAACUAUGAAUUCAAAGAAUUCCAACUGUGUGUCUACGAUUGGAUUUGACAACAACAUUUGUCAAACUGAAAAUGUGUGAAGAAAGGUUGAAUAUUUUGGUACAUAACUUGGGAAAUAUUAAGAAACGUAUGAUGUUGAUUGGUGAAAAUGUAUGUUUUUCCUCAAAUGUUGACAUCUCCAUUGGAAUAGAAAAUAUGAUGUUUGACUUCCUUCAACAACAACAAAAAAUCGAAUAAAAAUAUUAUUUCAAAGAUAAAGCUGAAGGCUUUAAUCAAACGCUUUACCUGAACUCACCAAAUGAAAUGACAAUGUGUUCACAGUCUGCACUUAGUCUUAUUUGAGGAUGUUCAACCUCGGCUUGUUGGUUACUGUAAUGUCUAAAUCCACACCUUUGUUUCUUAACUCUCCCCUGACUCUCAGUAUUUCAUAGGGCAGCCAUGGUGUUGCACUUUGGCCAUUUACUGAUAACUCAACACCCAGAGAAGAAAAUGGCCACAACCACCUAUUACCUGGCAGUCAUACCUAUAUUUGCGGUCAAAUAUAUUGGCACCCUCACUAUUUCUUCUAAAAUAAGUAGAUUUGGAAAAAAAAUAUGAACGUGUAUCUGUUUGAUUUACAACUGCACAGGACCAAGAAGAAAGAAACAAUCCAAACUGAAAUGAAGACUUUUCACUUCAAAGUCAAAAAGGGCCUUGACUAAGUUAUUCACAAUUCAAAUGAAUUUGGUUCUAAUUCUGGUUUACUGUGCAAUGUAUCUCACCUGUGGAAAGUUCCAGGUGCCUACAGGGUAAAAAAAGCAAUUCAACCAGUUUUAAAUGCUCCAUUGCACGCAAUUAAAAAAGGGCAAGGGUGCCAAUAUAUUUGACCACAUCUGUAAGCCAUAGUCAUUGUACUGUCAUUGCCUUCAGCGUGGAUUUUCUUUUUGACAUUUUUAUUUAUUAUUAUGUAUCCAUUUUCAUUCCAGAAAGGAUUCUCAGGAAAAAAGGUUUCUUACAACGUUGAAAUAAGUUGUACUAUCAAGCUAUUCAUAAUAUCUAAAGAUGAGUAAAAUAUCCCCAAUAAAAUUAUAUGAACAUCUUAAAGAAAUGGUUGAACUGUUUUACAAUAAAUGGAAUCCAUUCAUUUCAAUCUCCUCAGACAGUUUUCUAAAUAAAAACCUAACAAUUGCA
Molecule: messenger RNA, 3984 nt
Organism: Salvelinus fontinalis (brook trout)
Lineage: Eukaryota; Metazoa; Chordata; Actinopteri; Salmoniformes; Salmonidae
Product: uronyl 2-sulfotransferase-like
Exons: 8
Coding region: 265-1476 (403 amino acids)
Cellular component (GO): membrane
Molecular function (GO): sulfotransferase activity
Source: RefSeq, a predicted model, not a curated record